This is a messenger RNA of Daktulosphaira vitifoliae (grape phylloxera), 5385 nucleotides long. Its product is annotated as ras GTPase-activating-like protein IQGAP1. Bases 289 to 5106 code for a protein of 1605 amino acids. NCBI's taxonomy places the organism in Eukaryota, Metazoa, Arthropoda, Insecta, Hemiptera, Phylloxeridae. The transcript is spliced from 33 exons. Gene Ontology annotation, biological process: regulation of actin cytoskeleton organization; regulation of GTPase activity. Gene Ontology annotation, molecular function: actin filament binding; GTPase activator activity; calmodulin binding. Gene Ontology annotation, cellular component: cytoplasm. The record is from RefSeq and is a predicted model, not a curated record.
AAAAUUGUUGUAUUUGUUUUAUUAUUCAAGAGUUGUUACAUUAGUUUGUUAUCAUAAAUAAAGUAUUUGAAUUAAAAUACUGAGUGUGUCUGCCUUAUGUUAAAGUUUUAGCUUUAAAUUAAUAGUUUCCUUGUGUGUGAUGAAUGAAAGCAUAAUAAUUGUUUGUUAUAAGAUGUAGUUAUUGACUACAUUACUUCUCUGAUCGCUAGAAUACAUUUUUUCUAGUUUAUCAUAGUUAGAAGACUGGACAUUUUAUUUUGUGAAUCAAUUUUUUAGUACAUUAGAACUAUGACACUUGUAAAAAACAGUGUCAAUGCUCAAGAAAUAUUAGAUAGUGGUCUUAUUGAAGUUGACAUAAUCAGACAGGAUAAUAUAGCAUAUGAAUAUUUAUGCCAUUUAGAAGAAACUAAAAUAUGGCUAGAAUCUUGUUUGAAAAUGAUUCUUCCUCCCGUGAUGGAACUGGAAGAUAGAUUAAGAAAUGGUGUUUUACUAGCCAAGUUGGGAAAUUUUAUUGCUCCAUUAGUAGUACCAAUAUCUUGUAUAUAUGAUCGCGAUGAAAGAAGAUAUAAGUUAGCUGGCCUUCAGUAUCGUCAUACUGAUAAUAUUAAUUAUUGGUUGAAAUCUUUAAAUGCUGUUAAUCUACCCAAGAUAUUUCACCCAGAAACAACUGAUGUGUAUGAUAAGAAAAACAUGCCAAAAGUUAUUUAUUGUCUUCAUGCUUUAAGUACUCAUUUAUUUAAACGUGGUGAAGCUCCUUUAAUUCAAGAUCUUUAUGGAAAAAUCAAUUUUUCUGCGGAAACAAUUACUGCUACAAGAAAAGAAUUGGCUGAAAGUGGCGUAGAACUUCCUAAAUUCCAAAAAAUUGCAGGUCUUUUAUUAGAUGAUGUAAAAGGAAAUCCAAUUACAUUACAUGAUAUUGUUAUUUCAAUAAAUAAUGCUAUUGUAUCUAAAGAUAUGAAUAAUUUCACUAAAUGCCUUACCAAUAAGAUGGCAAAUUUACAGUUUAUUAACUUAGAUUAUAUAGAAAAUUAUUUAGUAGUUUUGCGACAUGCUAAACAAACAAAAGAAAAUUCAACAAUGAAUAAGUCUUUAAGUGAAAGUUUUGAGCCUGAUACUUAUGAUGAUAUUUUAACAUUGAAUGAAAUACAAGGAUAUAUUUCAUCAGUUAAUAUUGAUCAGAAAUGGAAUGAAAUAUUUAAAGCAGAAAGUGAUAAUGAUAUUGUAAAUGUUUUAAAAUCAAAAUAUAUUAUGUUGAUGGAUUUUAAUGAAAAAAAUUCCAAAUAUUAUGAAUUAGAGUUCAGAAAUCAUUCCAAUGCUAUCAACUCAUCAAAUUUAAACUCUAUUGACAAAAAGUGUUUUUUGCAGCGUAUUGUACAUGGUGGAAACCAACUAGCUUUAAUGAACAAAAAACAAGAAAGUUUCAUAAAAAAAUUAAAUAACACUUUAGUUAUUGAUGAUAUGAAUGGUUUUGCUACUCUUCUUAGAGAACCUAUACUAAAUAUAAAUCAUCUUAUCAAGGAAUUUGCUAUACCUUUGUACUUUGAAGAACUUAAAGAUGACCGAAAUGAUGUUAAUCAAGACUUAAGCUAUAAUGAUAUCAUUCAAAGUUUACAAGUGUUAAAUCCUAUAGCUGAUGUUACAAAAGCAGUACUCUCUGAAAAUAUUGAUAUGACUUGGGAUCGUCUUUCUAAGCUGAAAAAGUUUUUUCCAGAUCAAGAACUGGAUGCAGGCUUAAAGUUACAGUAUUGGAGUGCUCUUGAUGCUUGUAGACAAUUCAAAAUUAGAAGUAAAGGAAGUUUUGGAAUUUUGACUUUUAUGAAUAUUAAAGACUGUGUUGAUAUAGUUCAUAAUCAAUUAGAACAAAACAAAGAAAUAAUUUGUAUCUUACAAAAUUUAAAUGAUGCUCUAAAAUCUCAAAAUUUCAAUGUUGUAAAACAAUGUAUCACCAACUCAGCACUUCAAUUAGAAUGUUCUGUAAAAGCAAAAGAUUUACAGUAUAUCUAUGAGUUGUUGUUGAAUCGCCAAAAUGAUUCUGAAGAAGGAGUAGAAUUAUGGAAAGAUGAUGUUGAAGAUGUAAUUAAAAGGGUAAAUGAUGAAGUAGAUAGCAUUAAAAAAAGCAGUAAAUGGCUUCUAUCUGUAAAUUUAUCACUAAUAAAUAAUGAAAAAUUAAGUGUUUUUGAAAAUCUACUUAAACUUGUACCUAUGAUUGAAAUAGAACAACAAGAAUGUUUUGUAACAUUGUUACACCUAGCUAAAUCAAAGUCAAAACACAGAGGCUCUUGGAUAACUCACGAAACACCAUAUGGUCGUAGUGUUUAUUUGAAUCUUGAUUCAUUUGAUUACUCAUGGGAAAAACCAGAAUUCAUCCCAAUUCCAAAGUAUAUCAAUAUGGAAGAAAUACAGACUACAAUUAUGAAUAUGAAAAAAAGCUAUCAACAUAGAAAAGAUACUGAAGAGCUUGUAAAUAUUAUUAUUCAACUUCAAGCACGUAUCAGAGGUUAUUUAGUUCGACAAGAAUUAAAAAAAGUUCAGAUCUGUAAUAAAAAAACAUUAUUUGCUGUUAAAAUACAAAAAUGGUGGCGUUGUAUUUUAUUUAAAAAACAAUGGUCUAUUUUUAUGAUAGAAGUAAGGAAAUAUUUAAAACCAUCACAACGUGUAUACACUUCAUUUGAUAUUAUUUGCAUAACUUUAGUGCAAGCAUUAUGGAGAGGGAAAAUGGUACGAAAAAAUUUUUACCAUCUAUUUCACACCGAAAAUCCACCGUAUAAAAUUGUCAAACAUUUUGCACGCUUACUUAAUUUUAAUUUAGAAGAUUAUCGCAGAGAAAUUGAACUUCAAAAUCAUAGAAGUCAAAUAACUAAACUUAUUCACCAAAGUAAUGAAAUGUCACACAAGGCUGAUGAGUUAGACAUUAAAAUCGGCCUCCUCAUUCAAAAUAGGAUAUCAUUGCAGGAUGUAAUUGGUCAUAAAAACAAAAAUACGGAGGACAUCAACAGAAUACAACAGCUUAAUAAUCUACAAAAUUCAAUUAAUUUAAUGUCACUUAAUAAAAAUAGCAAGCAUUUAUUAGAAUGCUAUCAGAAUUUGUUUUAUAUGCUUCAAACAAAACCACAUUACUUAAGUAAACUUAUAUUCUGUUUGCCAUACUCUGUCCGUCAUAUUUCUAAAUUUUUGGAGCAAACUUUAAUGUCAAUAUUUAAUGCUGGGAGUAAUAGUAGAGAUGCUUAUUUUAUGCUUAAAUUGUUAGCAUUAACUUUAAAAGAAGAAAUUAAGUUAAAUUGUACCAAAGCAGCUGAAAUAAAAACCUCCAAUUUAAAUGUUUUAAAAGCAAUUGUUGAUCAAGCUAGAUGCUUUGAUAAUCAAAAACGUUUAAAAACUAUUUUUAAAAGUGUUGUUGAGAAGUUGAUUGAUCAUAGGAAUACGUUGUUUAUUGACACAAAUCCAGUAACCAUUUAUAGAUCAUGGCGUAAUGAACUAGAAACUAAUACUGGAGAAAUUUCUGAUUUACCAAGUUCUGUGGAUCAACAUACUGCUUUAACAUAUGAAGAGGUACAAAAAAGGUUAAAUCACAAUUUAGAACAAUUGCAAACUGUAACUGAAGAAUUCUUAAAUAAAAUAUUAGAUUCUAAACCAUUAAUACCUUAUACUAUACUAUAUACUGCCCGUAUUUUACGUGAAACUAUACAAGAGUUAUUUCCUGAUACUCGUGAAAACGAAAUUUAUAAGAUAAUAGGAUACUUUGUGUAUAAUUUAUACAUGAAUCCUGCUAUUAUUACUCCCGAAAUAUAUGGAAUAUUUGAAACUAAAAUAGAAGAAGGAAUAAGUUAUCGUCAACGUCAUAAUUUAGCUAGUGUUGCUAAAAUUCUGCAAUAUGCAUCCAAUAAGAAAGGAUAUAAGGAAGAAAUUCAUUUAAAGUGUAUGAAUCCAUUUAUUUUAGAUUGUUAUAAUAAACUGAAGCUAUUUUUUAACAAUUGCUGCAAUGUUGAUGAUCCUGAAGUAUAUUAUAACAUGAAUGAAUUCACAGAUGUUACUCUUUUAACUAAACCAACAAUAAAUAUAACUCUACAGGAAAUACAAGAAACACAUUCUCUGCUACUUGACAAUAUUGAUCAAGUUGCACCAGAUCCAUUUGACCCCAUACAUCAAUUAUUAGAUGAAUUGGGACCAUCAGCGCCUACUAUUUCACAACUAUAUGGCUCUGAUGAUGAAGAUGUUAUGGUACAAAGACGUAUUGCAACUGUUCAAGUUUGUCUUACUCUGUCAGAUAAAUUUGAGCCAAAUUGUAAAAUCGCAUCUGUGACUAAACUAUUUAUAAAAACAAAGGAGUUAUUAAUUAGAGUAUUGCCUUAUCUGAGUGGACAUACAUUACCCGGGGCACUGAGAAUUGAUUCUUCCCUUAAUGAAGAACUUCAGUUUUCAAAUAGAGAAACAAAAUUAAAUGCAUCUGGAAAAUCAAUUGAUACUGCUCCAGUAACGUUAAAAGAUAUAAAAGCAAAAUUAAGAAAAAAUUUAAAAAUAUUAGAAGAAGAAGGAGUAGUAUCAAAAGAUGAUGGUUACCAAGGAAUUAUUACAUCUGUAGCAAAAGAUAUUUGUAAUAGAAAUAAGUAUCGGCAAAUACAAAUUAAAGAAUUACAAAUGGUGAAAUCUACUAAACAAAGAUUGGAUGAUAAAAUUAAAUAUUUAAAUGAAAAAAUUAUAUCUUAUGAACAGUAUAUACAAACAUGUCUAGACAAACAUAAUACUGGACAAAAGAAAUCAAAAAGUUCUUCAAAGACACCAAGGAGUAAGCAAUUGAAAACUAAGAAAAGUGUUCGAUACACUGCUGCAAAGUUACGAGAAAAAGGUAUUCUGAUUGAAGUAGAAGGACUUCCUGAAAGCCAGUUUAAAAAUGCUCAAUUUGAAAUAAUUCCUACUGAUGAUCAUGGAAUAUUUAUGGUUAAAGGUAAAUUUAUGGGCGUGGAAAUGGAAACAGUGAAUAUUGAUAUACAGGAUUUACUGCAACGUCAAUUUGAGGGAGCUACAAUUAUGGAUAUUUUUGGUACUGCAAAAGUUAAUGUCAACUUAUUGUUAUUUUUAUUAAAUAAAAAGUUUUACUGUAAAACAUAACUUGUAAUAAUAAUUCAUAUGAUUUUCACAUUUAAAUGAAUACUUGUGAUAUUAUAAUGAAUUUUACAAUUAUUUAAUUUCUUUUAAAUACAUUUUUUAUUAUUUUAGUUUUUGUUAAAACUUUAAUCAAAUACUCUGUAAUGUGUCCAAAUAAUUUUAAUAUUAAACAAAUAUGUUUUUUAAUUUAUUUUUAAGUUUUUAUCAUUAAACGAUGUAUUAACUUAUGUUAAAAAUUAAUUAUUAACCUAAUAUUAUAAUAAUAAUUUUUAUAUUUUGUUA